This is a messenger RNA of Anastrepha obliqua, 1756 nucleotides long. RefSeq names its product protein bric-a-brac 1-like. NCBI's taxonomy places the organism in Eukaryota, Metazoa, Arthropoda, Insecta, Diptera, Tephritidae. The transcript has 3 exons. Gene Ontology annotation, biological process: regulation of transcription by RNA polymerase II. The record is from RefSeq and is a predicted model, not a curated record. The coding region runs from base 1 to 1617 and encodes 538 amino acids. Gene Ontology annotation, molecular function: DNA binding. Gene Ontology annotation, cellular component: nucleus.
AUGCUGGAGAACUCGCAUGCUUGGAUGGGCGCUUCGAGCUCUUCAACAAUUGCCGACAGUUACCAAUAUCAAUUACAAUCCAUGUGGCAGAAAUGUUGGAAUACUAAUCAAAGCCUAAUGCAUCAUAUGCGCUUCCGUGAACGUGGUCCACUUAAAUCGUGGCGGCCCGAAACAAUGGCCGAAGCUAUUUUCAGUGUACUAAAGGAGGGUCUGUCGCUUUCGCAAGCGGCACGCAAAUACGACAUUCCUUACCCGACAUUUGUUUUGUAUGCGAAUCGUGUGCACAACAUGCUUGGCCCGUCUAUAGAUGGUGGGCCUGAUUUGCGGCCAAAAGGUCGUGGCCGUCCACAGCGUAUAUUACUCGGUAUUUGGCCGGAUGAACAUAUUAAGGGCGUUAUAAAGACAGUUGUCUUUCGCGAUUCAAAGGAUCUCAAAGAUGAUAGUCUGGUACCACAUUUACCCUAUGGUCGGCAUUCGCCCAUGUUUCCAUUUCAGGAUGGUCCCAUGAACUAUCCUGGCAUGAGUGGGCCUUGUCCGAAUGGUGUACCGACACCCACCGGUGAUCAGAUGUCACAGGAAGCCACCGCUGCUGCAGUAGCUGCUGUUGCUCAUAAUAUUCGGCAACAGAUGCAAUUGGCGGCAGUCGUUCAACAUCAACAUCCUUCGGAGGGUCCGUCAGGCUCCAACCUCUUUAACUUACCACCGCAUUUACAACCACAGUUAGCUGCCGCGACAGCUGGCUCUAGUGGACCUGCCCCCGGCGGACAUGGCUCGGUACCGUUGCCAAAGACGAGUAUUUCUCCUGCGCUUAGUACCACAUCGAAUCCCGGUGCAGGUGCAAUGCUUGGACCACGGCAUACACUAUCGCCUUGCGGUCCUGGUUUGCCAGGCCUACCGCCUAACUUGCCACCUAGCAUGGCAAUGGCAUUACAUAUGGGGCGUUGCGAUCCAUCUUCUGUGCUCAGCCAGCAGCAACAGCAUCAACUUCAACAUCUGCAUAUGCAGCAACACCAACAACAGCAACAUCAGCAACACCAGCACCAACAACAUCAGCAACAGCAACAUGCUCUCGGUUACGGUGUUAGUUCCAUGCCGCAUCUCGCAGGAGCAUCUGCAGCUUCCAUACCAGCCACAGCAACAACAUCUUCCAGCCAUCUGUACCAGCAACAUCAGCAUCAACAUCAGCAACAGCAAUCACAAAUUCAACAGCAACACCAGCACCAUCAAUCGGCAAGCAUCGGCGACACAGAUCCAAAAGUGAAAUGUUCAUCUCCUGCAUCAUUACUUGAACAUCGUCGGACCAGUCCAAGCGGCGAGUCACAUCUACACUCAACCUUGACCGAACUGGGUUUGGACAUAGGCUAUAAGACAACGCGCAGCAGCGCUUACUCACCAACGCGUCUCUUCUCCGAGGACUUGGCGGCCUUGGUAGGUGCCAGUGAAGAUUCCCCGCCUGGCACGACGGCGGCAUCUACUAUUGUAAGCAGUACCAGCACGGUAACGACUUCGGCAAUCACUGGCGGUCGCACGGAAAUUAGUAUAACCUCCAGCGCAACGAGCGGUAAUAUAAGUUCCAGUAGUAUAAAAACCGAACCCAUCACGACAAGUAGCGAAUAAGCAAACACUUAACAAUGUAUUGUAUGUUUGUAUGUAUGUGUGUAUGCAUGUAUGUAGGGAUGUAUGUAUGUAAUUAUUUACUUUAUUUAAGUUACAGAGAUAUGUUGGUGGUGCAAUAUAUUUUCGGAGGAAAAAUUUA